AUGGCCGACAAGCUGGACAAGUCUCUUGACGAUAUCCUCAGCACCAGGCGUGCCGCCCGUCGUGGCUCCCAGCGACGUCGCGAUACCAGGGCCUCGAGGGCCUCUCAAAACGCUGCCCCAGUAGGCGGCGUCAAAAAGACCGUCAGGAAUGCGAAAUCUACUUCCAAGGCUACCCCCACCGGCCCAUCUAUGGGUCUGGGCGAAAGCAAGAUCAUCGUGAGCGGCUUGGAAUAUUUCCACAAGUCCGCCGGACCUGUAAAGAAGGUCAUGCUCACCUAUAACCAGAACGGUACUAGCCGCGGCAUUGCCGCCAUUACCUUCGUUCGUCCAGAUACUGCCGCCAAAGCCGCAAAGGAACUAAAUGGUUUACUCAUCGACAAGCGACCCAUCAAGAUUGAGGUGGUUCUUGAUGCCUCCCGUGCUCCCACUCUGCCUGCAGUGAAACCUCUGACUGAACGUGUCGCUCAACCAAAGCCUCAACCCAAACCCGUAUCAGCCACAAAGGCCAGCGCGGGUUCAAAGCGUGGCCGUUCCCGCCGCGGACGCAACGCUGGUCGCCCAAAGCCCAAGUCAGUCGCAGAGCUCGAUGCUGAGAUGGAAGAUUACUUCCCGACAACGAAUGCUGCUCCUGCCGCGACCAACGGAGCCGCACCACCAGCUGCGACUGGCGGUGAAGAUCUUGGAAUGGAUGAGAUCUCUGUACGUUGA
Messenger RNA from Blastomyces gilchristii SLH14081, 708 nucleotides. RefSeq lists its product as uncharacterized. The record is from RefSeq and is a predicted model, not a curated record. Lineage: Eukaryota; Fungi; Ascomycota; Eurotiomycetes; Onygenales; Ajellomycetaceae. The coding region runs from base 1 to 708 and encodes 235 amino acids. The transcript is spliced from 4 exons. Gene Ontology annotation, molecular function: mRNA binding. Gene Ontology annotation, biological process: mRNA export from nucleus. Gene Ontology annotation, cellular component: nucleus.